Molecule: messenger RNA, 3366 nt
Organism: Arachis stenosperma
Lineage: Eukaryota; Viridiplantae; Streptophyta; Magnoliopsida; Fabales; Fabaceae
Product: ATP-dependent zinc metalloprotease FTSH 2, chloroplastic
Exons: 5
Coding region: 1066-3138 (690 amino acids)
Biological process (GO): proteolysis
Cellular component (GO): membrane; chloroplast thylakoid
Molecular function (GO): metalloendopeptidase activity; ATP hydrolysis activity; ATP-dependent peptidase activity
Source: RefSeq, a predicted model, not a curated record
CAAGCAACAAUCUUAAUAACUUGUCUUUCAGAGACGAAGAAUAGUGGCCUCCAUCAUUGCCCGAUAAGAUAGUGACCAGCUAAGCUAUUAUCCACAUCGUUCUAUUAACGCGUGAGAGUAAUCCUCUAUAUCUAAAAAAUAAACCAAAAAAUAAUCAUAUAUUCCAUAUCUAUAACAUCUAUUGUACCUUGUAUAGUCCAAUCUCUUUUGAGACAUUGCUUCAUGAAGAUAAGAUUCACAUACUUGCCCACGACUUUGACCAUCAGCGCUGAUUACCACGGUUCGCACUAAUUGUUAAAAGCUUCUUUUGGGAGGGGAAUCGUGGGGCAUGGAUCGAAGGGAGCAUCUUUGUCAUCCUCCUUGUCCAUCUCUUUAUACCACUUAUCUUUCGAGUUUGGAACAUCUUCAUCAAUGUCCUCUAUGAAGGUGGAAUCAUCCUCGAUACGAGGAUCUAUGGGCGUUAGGAGGGAGUCGUUAUAUGACACUUUUAUCACUUUAUAGUGACCUCCAUGUCUUCACUAGGUUAAUUGAGAUCAACCUCUUCUCUUGUUUUCACUUUUUUUUUUGUGCUUCUUAACGAGAGAUCUUUCUCUCUUGGUCAAAAACCCUAGUAAAGCUCUCUUCCAUAGACUUGCGAAUCCCAUUAUUUAAACACGAGAUUAUGCAUCAAUUUAAAAACAGGAAGGUCUAUUUUUUUUUUUCAGAGAAAUCAUUGUCACCUCAAACUCAGAUGCAAAAGAGAUCUAACUAUCUAACUUGUACACGUAAAAAGACUUGUAACUUGAAAGUCUCAACUAAAAAAAAUCUUGUUUGUUCAUGCCGAAAUUGGCCAUUGGGGAAAAACAAAAGAAUGCAAACCAUUAGGAAAAUGCCACGUAUCAUUUAUUGAGCCACAUCCAUUUCUAAAUUGUCUUUGAGCUCACUCUUUUAUUUAGUUUCUAAUACAAACCCAAACACGUCUCUUCUCUUACUUUCUUUGUGCCCCGAACAGGCCCUUGCCUUCUCGUUCCCCCCUCACUUCUCUUCUCCACUGACUUCACAUCCCUCUGAUUCUUCAUUUCUAAGAUGGCAGCCUCUUUGGCCUGUCUUGGUGGAAGUGGUUUAUCAGUGCAAAGCGGAAAAAUAACUCUUGACUUCAACGGGAGAUAUCUCUUCUCAUCUCGUAGACUUUCAUCAGCGAAUAAAGAACCAAGGGUCAAAUCUGUAAAUGCAUCCUUGGAACAAAGGAAGCAUGAAGGGAGGAGGGAGUUUCUUAAAUUGUUGAAUGUGGGAGUUGGGCUACCUGCAUUAUUGGGAAGUGGGAAAGCUUUCGCCGAUGAACAAGGGGUUUCCUCCUCCAGAAUGUCUUAUUCUAGAUUUCUUGAGUAUUUAGACAAAGAUAGAGUUAAAAAAGUGGAUUUGUUUGAGAACGGAACAAUAGCUGUUGCAGAGGCUGUUUCUCCUGAGUUGGGUAAUAGGGUGCAACGAGUGCGAGUUCAACUUCCAGGACUUAGCCAAGAGCUUCUACAGAAAUUCAGGGAAAAGAAUAUUGACUUUGCAGCUCAUAAUGCCCAAGAAGAGUCGGGCAAUCUAUUGUUUAACCUGAUUGGGAAUCUUGCUUUCCCUCUAAUAUUGAUCGGAGGAUUGUUCCUUCUUUCAAGAAGAUCAUCUGGUGGGAUGGGAGGUCCCGGUGGGCCUGGAUUUCCUCUUGCUUUUGGUCAAUCUAAGGCUAAGUUUCAAAUGGAACCUAAUACCGGAGUGACAUUUGAUGAUGUUGCUGGGGUGGAUGAAGCUAAACAGGACUUUAUGGAGGUAGUGGAGUUUCUGAAGAAGCCUGAGAGGUUCACUGCUGUUGGGGCUCGCAUUCCGAAAGGAGUUCUUCUUGUUGGUCCUCCAGGAACCGGUAAGACGCUGUUAGCCAAGGCUAUUGCAGGGGAAGCAGGUGUCCCAUUCUUCUCCAUCUCAGGUUCCGAGUUUGUUGAGAUGUUUGUUGGUGUUGGUGCUUCUCGUGUUCGUGAUUUAUUCAAGAAGGCCAAAGAGAAUGCUCCUUGCAUUGUUUUUGUUGAUGAAAUCGAUGCUGUUGGAAGGCAAAGAGGUACUGGAAUUGGAGGAGGGAAUGAUGAAAGAGAACAGACCCUCAACCAACUUUUGACAGAAAUGGAUGGGUUCGAGGGUAAUACCGGUAUCAUUGUCAUUGCAGCAACUAACAGAGCUGACAUUCUUGACUCUGCUUUAUUGAGACCUGGACGGUUUGAUAGACAGGUGACAGUUGAUGUUCCAGACAUUCGUGGAAGGACUGAGAUCCUCAAGGUUCAUGGCAGCAACAAAAAGUUCGAAGGGGAUGUUUCUCUCGAGGUAAUUGCAAUGAGAACACCUGGUUUUAGUGGAGCAGAUCUUGCAAAUCUAAUGAAUGAAGCUGCUAUAUUGGCCGGUAGGCGUGGGAAGACGGCAAUUUCUUCGAAAGAGAUUGAUGAUUCAAUUGAUAGAAUUGUUGCUGGAAUGGAAGGAACAGUGAUGACAGAUGGGAAGAGCAAAAGUCUAGUGGCAUAUCAUGAAGUUGGGCAUGCCAUUUGCGGAACUUUGACUCCUGGUCAUGACCCUGUACAAAAGGUGACGCUAGUUCCUCGUGGGCAAGCUCGGGGUCUUACUUGGUUCAUCCCUAAUGACGACCCAACUCUAAUUUCCAAACAGCAACUCUUCGCGAGAAUUGUUGGUGGACUAGGCGGUAGAGCUGCAGAGGAAGUUAUUUUUGGUGAGCCUGAGGUUACAACUGGAGCAGCUGGUGAUUUGCAGCAAAUAACCGGUUUGGCCAAACAGAUGGUUACCACAUUUGGAAUGUCUGAUAUUGGUCCUUGGUCACUCAUGGAUGCCUCGGCUCAAAGCGCAGAUGUCAUUAUGAGAAUGAUGGCUAGAAACUCGAUGUCAGAAAAGCUCGCCGAAGACAUUGACGCCGCUAUCAAGAGGCUCUCAGAUGAAGCAUAUGAAAUUGCAUUGGAACAUAUAAGGAACAACCGUGAAGCAAUUGAUAAGAUUGUGGAUGUCCUUCUGGAGAAGGAGACAAUGACCGGCGAUGAAUUCCGAUCUCUGCUAUCCGAGUUUGUCGAAAUUCCGGCUGAAAAUCGGGUCCCUCCUUCAACUCCCUCACCAGUCACUGUUUGAAAAAUCAAUUCCCCAUAGCUUAGCUCGAUAGAUAUUAAAUUUUCCUCAAACUGUAAAAUAUAAUGUAAUAUAUAUUUUGACUUGAAUAUUUUCUUUUGUUUCCUUAUUUUUUUUCCCACUUUGUGCAUCCAACAGAAACUAUACCAAAAAGGAAAUGUUUCAUCAGUCAUUGUAGUCUGUCCAAAAAGGAAAUUUUUUAUGUUGACUUUCUCUGGAGCUUUUCUUUCA